AUGGCUAUUGUAAUCUAAAAAUACUGGAGAGGUUACAUAGCGCGUCGUAAAGUAGAUAAUCAAAAAAUAUUGUGUGCAUUUGAAACUGAGACUGUAGAAAGUGGAAUCACAAUAAAUUAAGAUGACAAACCCAGAAUUGAAAAACCCACAUUUACGUAUUAAAUUUCAUAAAUUAGAUUCCCUGGAGGUGCCACCUAUACAGGAGAAUGGAGAGGAAACUCAAGAGAUGGUUAUGGAAUCUAAAUUUGGCCUGAUGGUGCUAAAUAUGAAGGUGAAUGGAAACAUAAUAAAGCUAAUGGAAGAGGUAAAUUUACUCACAUUAAUGGUGAUGUUUAUGAAGGAGAAUGGGAAAAUGAUAUGUCAAAUGGAUAUGGAGUCUAUAAACAUAUCGAUGGUCCAAAUUAUGAAGGUGAAUGGCUAAAUGAUAAGUAACAUGGAUAUGGUAUUGAGUUAUGGCCUGAUGGUUCUUUAUAUGAGGGAUAUUUUUAGAAUUCUUAUAAGCAUGGUUAAGGUAAAUAUAUGUGGAGCAAUGGUUAAAAAUAUGAAGGAGAUUGGGUUCAAAAUAAAAUAUCAGGAAAGGGAAUUUUAAUUUGGGCUGAUGGAAGAAAGUACGAAGGUGAUUUUUAUUUUGGUAACAUGCAUGGAAGAGGUAUAUAUACUUGGCCAGAUGGAAGAAGAUAUGAAGGAUAAUAUUUUAAUGAUAGAAAACAUGUAUAUCUUAUUCAAUAACUUAAAAUAAGGGUUAUGGUAUUUAUGAUUGGGGAGAUGGAAGGAGAUAUGAAGGAGAAUGGGAAAGUGGUAAAUAACAUGGCAGGGGAUGUUUUUUCAUUAAUAAAAAAGGAAAGUAUGGGAUUUGGCAUAAAGGUAAAAGGAUUUCAUGGGAUCAAUAAUGA
This is a messenger RNA of Paramecium primaurelia, 893 nucleotides long. NCBI's taxonomy places the organism in Eukaryota, Ciliophora, Oligohymenophorea, Peniculida, Parameciidae. The record is from the annotation of a GenBank genome assembly.